Rotaria sp. Silwood2 is the source of this 744-nucleotide messenger RNA. The record is from the annotation of a GenBank genome assembly. NCBI's taxonomy places the organism in Eukaryota, Metazoa, Rotifera, Eurotatoria, Philodinida, Philodinidae.
AUGUCCAAAAAACCUUCUAAUUUAUCUUCUAAAAAUUCACAAUCGGACUCAAACGAACAUCGAUCACCAGAAAAUCCACUUUUGGCACAAUUUGCAUAUGCAACAGCUCCUGGUUAUAAGCCACAACCUCAAGCAACAACAUCAAACUCUACAGCUUCUGCUAAUCAACCAACAAAAACUGGUUCAAAUACACUCAUACCAUUGCCAGCACAACCAGUUAAUUUAGCUACAUUUAAAGAUUUGAAAUUCAUUACACUUGAUGAUUUACUAGUAGAAACACGUGAGAUCUAUGACGACAUUAGUGGUACAUUUGAAUGGGAAAUGUGUCAAAAUCAAGAAGAUCGAUGUAUAAAUUAUAUUCGUGAUAAAUGUACUAAUAAUCGAGUAUUUUUUAUUACGUCUGGUGGACUUGGAAAAAGUAUUAUACCUAAAAUUCAUGAUUUACCACAAGUUUAUGCCAUUUAUAUUUAUUGUGCAGAUGUUUUGUAUCAUCAAGGAUGGGCAUGUAAAUUUUCAAAAGUACGUGUUGUUUGUAAUAAUGACGAUCAAUAUUUAUUACCUCAAUUUGCUGUUGAUGUGGCACAAGCUAAUAUGGAUUGGGGAGAUGCACUUCUCAAGGAUGGUAAACGUGAUGCAGCUAAAAAAAAAUUUGAAAAAGCAGAUGAAAAUUUGACUAAACAUGCUAGAAUUCCUGAUCCAGUAAUGGUAAAUCAAGUAAAAAGUAAAUUAGCUGAAUGCAAAUAA